Messenger RNA from Pecten maximus, 3827 nucleotides. RefSeq names its product secretin receptor-like. Gene Ontology annotation, biological process: cell surface receptor signaling pathway; adenylate cyclase-modulating G protein-coupled receptor signaling pathway. Gene Ontology annotation, molecular function: peptide hormone binding; G protein-coupled peptide receptor activity. The record is from RefSeq and is a predicted model, not a curated record. Gene Ontology annotation, cellular component: plasma membrane. NCBI's taxonomy places the organism in Eukaryota, Metazoa, Mollusca, Bivalvia, Pectinida, Pectinidae.
AUGAAUUCAAAAACAGCACAUACAGAACAAGGUAACGGGACUGUUCUGAUGAAGAUGAAUUCAGAAACAGGACAUACAACACAAGGUACCGGGGCUAUUCUGAUGAAGAUGAAUUCAGAAACAGGACAUACAACACAAGGUACCAGGACUAUUCUGAUGAUGAUGAAUUCAGAGACAGGACAUACAACACAAGGUACCGGGGCUAUUCUGAUGAAGAUGAAUUCAGAGACAGGACAUACAACACAAGGUACCGGGGCUAUUCUGAUGAAGAUGAAUUCAAAAACAGCACAUACAGAACAGGGUAACGGGACUGUUCUGAUGAAGAUGAAUUCAGAAACAGGACAUACAGAAGAAGGUAGAGUAAUCUUGUUACCUGCCUUUGUAAGCAUCGGAAACAAUUUCGCUCACAUGGUGGACAAUGGUAGAGUGUUUAUCGGUGAGGACGAACAGCAGCGAGAAAUAGACCGAUACCAUAUCGAGUGCCUCAAACAGAUUCUGUAUGACAAGCCUAAAGCAGGAACGUAUUGUAACCGGACCUGGGACGGGAUUGCGUGCUGGCCGGAAACGGAGCCUGGGUCUUAUGCCCGAAUGCCUUGUCCUGACUAUUUCCAUGGAUUUUACGUUAACAAUGUUGCCACAAAGCACUGCCUACCAGACGGUCGUUGGUUUGUUCAUCCCGUUAUUAAUCAGACAUGGACGAACUACACUACCUGCUUUGACCAGGAAAUGCUUACUCCAACUGAAUCUGUUCCCGAACUUAUCCAGAUUCACUUGAAGAACAUACGGCUGAUGUACAACAUCGGGUACGGGAUCUCCCUCCUGUCUCUCUCUAUCGCUGUCUUUGUCAUGAUUUACUUCCGUAAAUUACAUUGUCCCCGGAACACGGUCCACGUGAACCUGUUUGUAUCGUUCAUCCUGCGUGCCACAGUUUCUAUUCUGAAAGAAACACUUCUAGUUCAGGGCCUUGGUUUGCAAAAAGAUGUCGAACAAAUUCCGUAUGAAGAUACAGUGCUGUUUAUAUCAGAAGGAACGCACUGGGAGUGUAAAUUACUGUUCUCUAUCUUCUACUACGUCCUGUCCGCCAGCUACAUGUGGAUCUUUGUGGAAGGCAUACAUCUACACACUCUCAUCUUGGUAUCCGUCUUCUCUGAGCGGAGUAGCAUCAAAUACUACGUCAUCCUCGGCUGGGGUUCACCAUUCCUGUAUAUCAUUCCAUGGGUGGUUGUCAGGAUCACCAAGGAAAACAUCCUAUGUUGGAAUACAAACCCAACUCAUGGAUAUUUCUGGAUCAUAAAAGGACCGUUAGUACUGAGUAUCAUGGCAACCGGCGAAACCGGGGAAAACCCUCCCACAGUAAGGCAAUUGUUGUGAAAACAAGUUUACAUUUAUUUUUACCCGUUCGGUAUCCGUCCGUACAAUAUAAAAGCGACCUAUACUAAAUUGAACAUGCUUCGUAUCUAUACUUGAGUCAUCUACCAACCUACACAGUACCAGAGCGAUCUGUCUACGGUUAUAAACUCUUUCCCGUAUCAAGGGGUCCUUAAAUGAGAUCUUUCUAGGGAAUUUCACUCAUGAAAAUAAAUUGAAAUAAAGUAUCGACUACUGCUUAUUCGGCAGUGUUAUUUUCAACUCACGCCAUCUUCAGGGAUGCAGUUUUUGUCGUCAAAGGGCGACACUCUGAUUUUUGUUGUUAUAUAGCUGAUGUUCAUAGCUUAAAAUCUGAGUCAUAUUAGUCAUCCGUACUGUUUUAAUUAAAUAUUUCUUAUAAUGUUCGUGUCUGGUGUUGUUCUUAAAAACAUUUUGUCUUGAUUACUUUAGCUUUCUUCAUUUUUCUACCUUUACUUUUGGCUUCCCUUUGCAUACUUUCCCAUUUUCUUCUUGCACUUUGUCGUGAACCAGAACAUGCGUCUUUGGUUUCAAUCCUGUUAUCAAUUCUACCUAUACAUUUAGCGUCCGUUUCCAGACAUUUUCUCCCUGCCCUCUGUCGUGAACAGGAGAAUACAUCUUUGGUACCAAAGAACUCGUGAAUCACGUUAUCAUGGAUCUCGUUGUUCAUCUUCUCAAGUACUGUUUUUGAAGUUAUAAAAUAGAUGUUCUUUAUCAUUAACUGAUGUGUCAAAAAAGUGAAGGUCUUGCUGCCUAUAUGUCAUCUAUCUGUAAAUUGUACUCUGAAGAGUCGGCAUGGGUUAAAUAGGUGUUCUGUCGUGGAUCCAUAUUUUGUCUACGUAAUUAAAGUGAAAAGCAUACAGGAAUGUCUGUGAAAAAUUUAAAUGGAAAAUCCAAUGUUGAUCGUUCGAUUAAGGUGUACCUUCUGUUUAUACAUGUGUACAGCGUUGGAAAUUCUGAAGGCGGUAAAUGAGGGCUUGUUUGUAGUUGUGAGGAAGGCUUUGCGCUCAGCAUAUUGUGAGUGGGACGACUGGUUCGAUAGCAAAGAUCCCACGCAGUGGAACUGUCACUAUAUAAUGUCCUUUGAUAUGAAACUUUCUGCGAUUUGUUGCUGUUAAUGAGAUUCUUUAUAUAUUCUAUACUAUAGGUGGAUGUUAUUUAAUUCCCUUUGCGACUAGCAGUGUUUGCGAUGUUUACAGUGUACAACCUUUAAACAUUUAACUGCUUUGUGUGUUACCAAUUAUGUCAGCCUUGCAGAUAAACUUCAUGUAAUGACUACUACAAAUAACCAGACAAGACAGUUUAAUGAUUAUAUGUACAUCGGUUUACGUCCUAUACAUAUUGUGAUUUGAUUUAAUGCAGGUUAGUUGUCUCCGACAGAGUAAUUAUUUAGUAAGAACAGUGAUAUGACAGUGAAAUUACGUCGUAACCAUGGUUACAAAUAUGACGUCACAACUAAGAGUUAUUGCUGUCAUUUACCAUACUUCAUACUUCUUUCUAGUUUGUUGUAAUGUUAUGUAAAUGUGAAAAUAAUUAUUUGAAUUCCCUUAAGUUGUGUAAACAAAUCAGCUAAUAUUUUUUAAAUCAGAUAAUUUUUGUUAGUUAAUGAUUGACAGCCUGACGCAUGGUGUAAUGUCAUCGAUAUAUAAAAUUGAGCUUUGUUUGUUCUUAAUGCCGAACAUGAUUUUUAUUUCUUUAUCGUGUUUUAUUAUCUUAGUUUCUUUCUUUGUUUUAUUUCUUUAUUCAUUUAUUCUAUAUCCUUAUAGUUAAUUAUUUGAUAAUGAGCAUCAUCACCGCAUGAGAAAUUUGAAUUUUAUUUGUUUGCAAAAAAAAGAUGAUAUAUUUGAACAGUGUUUUGAAUUGUAUUUCUACAUUAUUUGAGAUAACAGCAAGUAUAAACAACUACUUUUCAAAAUCAAAAACAGAUUACAUUAGUUCAGGACAUUAAAGGGAGGAAUAGCAUGGACACACCUCAGUACUGUUUGAGACGUGUGGAAUUAUACAAUUAUGAAUGUUUACAUGACAAUUGGCCUUCUGGUUAUAAUAUUUUACUUGUAGUUGCUGAGUUUAGUGUGAAUGUGUCUUAAUGCAUAAUUAACGCCAUAUAUACCUCAUAUCGGUAAGUGAACAUCAUACAUAGAAUAAGUAGAUAAAAUGAUUUGGGAGGAAGCAGGUCUCUAAUUAGUCUAUUUUUAAAUUGGGCUUACCAGGUAAAACUAAUCCACAUCAUCAACAUGUGAAUCAUUGGUAUGUCCAGAGAGAAAAAAUGAGAACAUGUGAUCUAAAUGAUGAACAUAUGGAAUGAAUUUACCAAGAUCUUAAAACAUGUGGUACGUAUAUAGCGUUGUGGUACUUUAAUAGCACAAAAUAUUGUCAAGCUGUCUUUGUUAAUUGUAUUAAAUAUUUCAUACAUAAAAAAAUAAUUAAACUAUUUUUAUCAU